UCCUCUUGUCCACCAUGGCGGAGAAAGCUGUAGUAGAUGAAGGGUCAUCAUUUAUGGACCCUUUUAAAGGACUUUUAAUCUCUUAUUUUAUGCCAGAAUCAUGUUACGAUGAAUUCUUCCUGAACUUUAACUUCCUGGAUGUACCAUGUCUGAAGAUCGUGCUGAGCAAAGGUCUGGGGAUCGGCAUCAUCCUGGGAUCAGUGAUGGUGAAGCUUCCUCAGAUCUUGAAGCUGAUUGGAGCAAAGAGUGCUGAAGGUUUGAGCUUCAAGUCAGUGCUGCUGGAGCUUCUCGCCAUCACAGGAACGAUGGCUUACAGCAUUGCCAACAAGUUCCCCUUCAGCGCGUGGGGCGAAGCGCUCUUCCUCAUGUUGCAGACUGUCGCCAUCGGCUUCCUCAUCCAGCACUAUGGAGGGCGAACGAAGGGAGGUCUGCUGUUCCUGGUCGUGUAUUUCGUUCUGCUGCUCAUCCUCCUCUCUCCUGUCACUCCCAUGUCCGUAGUCACCUCCAUGCAGGCCUCCAACAUGCCAGCCAUCAUCAUCGGCAGGCUGAUUCAGGCGGCUGCUAACUUCCGUAACGGACACACCGGUCAGCUGUCGGCCAUCUCCGUCUUCCUGCUGUUUGCUGGAUCCCUCGCUCGCAUCUUCACCUCACUGCAGGAAACAGGAGACUCUCUGAUGGCGCUCACCUACGUCAUAUCAUCGGCCUGUAAUGGCAUCAUCGCUCUGCAGGUCCUCUACUACUGGAACAGUUCUCCAGAACGUAAGAAGAAGAAGAAAAAGAAGAAGGAGUAAAGAAACGACAGACUGAGGCUAAACUUGAACCAUAGAGCAACACUUUAUCUCUCCUUAUCAAACUUCAGACCGUCAUAGAGACGGCUGAAAAUGGAAUCAUGGCGAGGGCCACCGAGGGGGACGGUGAACCUAGUGGACUAACACGAUGUGAACACAAACAUGCAGAUAAAACACAGACAGUCUGCUGGUUUCUGUCUCUGCUGGGUCCAGAUUUCUGUUUUUACAUUCCUCUUAGUGAAAGUUGUCUCAUUCCAGUCAGGCUGUGUUUAAUCUGAGGUUGUUAUGAUAACAUCAUUCAGAAAUUCAAUAUGAUUCUGGUAAAGGAUGAAUGAUGAUGAUGAUGACUGAUUCCACAGCAGCAAAAAUAGAAGUCCCAGACACACAAUGAUGGGCAAUUUAUUAAUGUGAGUCAUCAAAAAACACUGGAAAACUCCUAUGCACUUUUAGAAUUGUUCAGAAACAUUGGCACUAUUCUCAUUUGGAAAUUUUGAAAAGGUUGAUGAGGAUUUUCAAAGUUAUAGUAAUCGUUUACUUGAAAUUUUGCCAUAAAAUGUUAAAAAUUCUGUUCAAAUUUUUUGACAAGUUUUGUAAUAAGAUCCCAAAAUUCUGUCUAAGAUUUAAAAAAAAACUGUCCUUUAAACUGUUGAAGCCAUUGUCACAAAUUUAUUUGAACAGCUUGAAAAUAUAAAUAUUUUUCUUUUUUUCAAAUUUCUGCUAAACUUUUAGAAACUGCCAUCCAAAUGUCAUUUUGCUUAAAAAAAAAAAUAUAUAUAUAUAUAUUUAUAUAUAUAUAUAUAUAUUUUUUUUUUUUUUUUCCAAGAAAAAUUCUAAUCUUUGGUGAUUUUUUUUGUUGUUGUUGUUUGCAGUUUUAAGGAAGAGCCAAACAUUUGUCUAAAAUUUGAAACAUUAAAUCAAAAUUUUGUGAAACAUUUCAUCCAAAAAACUUCUGUUGAAAAAAAAUCACUUUUUUUCCAACAGGAACAGUCAAAAAACCUUCCAAACAUUUCUUCAAAACUUGUUCAAAUUCUCUUAAACUUUCCUUAAAAUUUUUUGGAAGUGUUGUCUCCAGAUUGUUAAGAACAUUUGUCUAAAAAAGUUUACAUUUUCCAUUUCCUUCACAAAAGAUUUUGAGAAAGUAAAGAUCUUGCCAAUGUUUUUGUGCUAUUUAAGCAGAGUUGAGGAGUUUUCUUGCUGUUUUUGACAUCUUCAUUCUUCUCCUUUCUAUCUUCAUGCUUUGGUCUGUUUUUAUUGCCUGAUCAUGUAAAUAACAGAUUAUACAAUUAAAAGACGUGGUUUUUAAAACCACAUCAAAGAUUGCGACAACCUCAGGCCUCACAGAAAACGCUGAAUAUCUUGAAGCUGUUAUUUUGCACUGAUAUGUGUAGUUUCACAUCCAGGUUUAUUAUUUUGAUUCUGAUGAUUUUUUCUAAAUGUCUGAGAAGAUUUUUGUCCUUUGAGACUGAAAAAAUGAUUUUGUUGUUUAGUUUCACAUAAAUCUGAUUCAGUCUAAAAUCUA
Molecule: messenger RNA, 2307 nt
Organism: Cheilinus undulatus (humphead wrasse)
Lineage: Eukaryota; Metazoa; Chordata; Actinopteri; Labriformes; Labridae
Gene: mpdu1b
Product: mannose-P-dolichol utilization defect 1b
Exons: 7
Coding region: 15-791 (258 amino acids)
Biological process (GO): oligosaccharide biosynthetic process
Source: RefSeq, a predicted model, not a curated record